AUGCCUAAGUCUGAUCACGGAGAGAGUGUCAGACCUGAAGAUGAGCUCUUUAAAGGAUCGAAAUCUUUUGUGGAGCUCAAAAGUUGGCCAAAAACUCCCGAGGCUCACCAACCUCCGCCUCCGGAUCAACCGAAGCCCCUAAAAUUGAACGACAUUGGUAAGCGAAAGUGUUCAGGAACAUUCCCUUCAUGUGAUAGAUGCCAAAAAUUGGGCAAAUCGUGCUCUUACACUCUUUUGCGGCCUUUGACUGAGAUCGAGGCCUUGGAAAAAUUCUACGACACCAUCGAUUCGGAAAGCAAUAAGACAGCCGUUGAACUACUUUGCCAAAGAACAAUUGAGCGAGACUUCCCCUUUGUCGCUGGAAACUUUCUUGAUCCACAAUUUUUGAUCAAAUUAACAACGGGAAAAGUGUCAUUGUCUCUAGUUAAAGCUGUUGUAGGUAUGUCACUCGAUAUGGUUGUUCCUGAGCAGCUACUCGUAGAAUUCAAAAACCAUUGGUACUCGAGACACCUGUCCGAAACACUUCUUGCUUCCGGGGAGAUGAAGCUUGAAGACUUUCAAGCCCUGCUGAUUAAUAUCGUCUGGGGAUGCUCGACUAGUUCUCAGAAAUACUUUUUCCUGAUUCCCAUACUCUCAAGAAUGGCUUACGGACUUAUUCUCAACCGCGAGCUUGACUGGAUAAAAGACAUUUCUGAGAAAGAAAGACGACGGCGUAUGGUAUGGAAUGUUUUUGUUCUUGAUCGGAUGUUUUCAGCAGGAGUGCCCGAAUUCAUGUCUUGCGAUUUGAGACUGUUAACAAUUCAGCCUCCUACUUAUAAUCUAGAGGCUAUGGGAACGCUAGUUAGCGAGUCCCCGUUCCAUACCCACCUGCCACCCUAUCACCAUCCAUUCAAUUUGUUUUCUCUCGCUGUUCAUUUGUCACAAUUGAGAUACAACACUUUAAAUUGUGUCAAAUUGGUGGAAAAACAACACAAAAAAUGGUGGGGAGAGGACUCCUCAACUAAAUCCGUCCUCCACGAUAUAGAGCUUACGGUUGAACUAUUGCCUGUUCAUUUACAAUAUAGCAUCGAGAACGUUUCCAGGAUGAAGAAUGAUGAGGAAAAGAUUUUCUUCAUCAACCUACACCUGUUGCUACUCCAGAUCCGUUGUGACGUGCACAGGCCGGUACUUUACCAUCUCCUGUACAACCGCACGAUCCCUAACUCAGACGAAAUACCACCCGGCAAAAUACAGGCUGUACAUGAGGAAUGUAUGAAUCAUGCUUUGCAUGUGUCCAAAAUCGCUCAGGAAAAUAGACGUCUUAUCGCGGAUGCAUACAACACGGUGUCAAUGGCGUUUUCACUUUUGGAGGCAUCCCGCUUGAUGAUGUACAAUGUUUCUCCCAAUCCGUAUCAGACUCAUGCACAUUUUUCAGAGACGCUAAAAAACCACAUAAAUGCCAACAUUGAAAUCAUCAAUGGCUCAAGAUGGGCAGAUCCAUUGACAAUUAAUAUUUUUGUCCAGGACCUUCAGAAUGCUUCACAGAACCUGGGCAUCCGUUACGGCAACUCAAAAAAAAACGUCCUCCUGCUUUCAGAAUUGCACCCCGCCCACGCACUUACUGAAGCUGCGUCACCUGCUGGGGACAUGACGGCAGAUGUGGGGUCACCCGCUCUGGCUGAAUUAAAUUGGCCGUUUAAUUUUCCUCAUAACGAACUGUUGCCAUUCUUUUAG
Messenger RNA from Ogataea angusta, 1713 nucleotides. RefSeq lists its product as uncharacterized. The transcript is spliced from 2 exons. Gene Ontology annotation, cellular component: nucleus. Lineage: Eukaryota; Fungi; Ascomycota; Pichiomycetes; Pichiales; Pichiaceae. The record is from RefSeq and is a predicted model, not a curated record. Gene Ontology annotation, molecular function: DNA binding; DNA-binding transcription factor activity, RNA polymerase II-specific; zinc ion binding. Gene Ontology annotation, biological process: regulation of DNA-templated transcription; DNA-templated transcription. The coding region runs from base 1 to 1713 and encodes 570 amino acids.